GAGGGGGGCUGGGACUCUUUGUCUCGGCGGAGGGAUCACGCUCUCUCCUCCGCCCGCCAGCUCGCUCGCGCCCGAAGCUGGCUGGCUGGCUGACGAGAGCGGCAGCAGCGGCAGUAGCAGCAGCUCUUGGGUUGGCGGCGGGUUUUGCUGCGAGUUGUUGUUUCCUCCUCCUCCUGCUGCUGCUGCUGCUGCCGCCGCCACAGCCGCUGCUACUGCCGCCCGGGGCUUGAAUGGUGGAGCUGAGCGCCUUGCUGCUGCGGCUGUUGCCGCCGAACAAACAGUGACAGCUCCUGGGCGAGCGCCGUCGUGUUCGGCUCGCAGGGCCCCGCCGCCGGGGGAGCUCGGCCUCAGCCAGCCGGGCUCCUCUCGCUCGCCAUGUCCGGGGACGGCGGCGGCGUUGGGAGCAACAACAGCGGCAGGCACACGGCGGAGCUGCGAUCGGAGCUCUAUUUCCUCAUCGCCCGCUUUCUGGAGAACGGACCCUGCGAGGAAGCGGCUCAGGUCCUGAUCCGACAAGUCGCCGAGAAGGAGUUGCUUCCUAAGCGCACGGACUGGACGGGGAAGGAGCAUCCCAGGAGCUACGAGAGCCUAGUAAAAUACUAUAGACAUUUGGCACCUGAUCACCUGCUUCAGAUAUGCCAUCGACUAGGACCACUUCUAGAGCAAGAAAUUCCUCAGAGCGUUCCAGGAAUCCAAACAUUAUUAGGAGCUGGAAGACAGUCUUUGCUUCGCACAAGUAAAAGCUGCAAGCAUGUCGUGUGGAAGGGAUCUGCUCUUGCUGCAUUGCACUGUGGAAGACCUCCAGAGUCACCAGUAAACUAUGGCAGUCCACCUAGUAUAGCUGAAACACUCUUUUCAAGAAAACUAAAUGGAAAAUACAGACUUGAACAACUUGUUCCAACUGCUGUAUAUCAACAUAUGAAAAUGCACAAGCGAAUCCUAGGACAUUUGUCUUCGGUUUAUUGUGUAACGUUUGACCGAACAGGCAGACGGAUAUUCACUGGUUCUGAUGAUUGUCUUGUGAAAAUCUGGGCGACAGAUGAUGGAAGGUUGCUUGCUACUUUAAGAGGACAUGCAGCAGAAAUAUCAGACAUGGCUGUUAAUUAUGAGAAUACCAUGAUUGCUGCAGGGAGCUGUGACAAAAUGAUCAGAGUGUGGUGUCUCCGAACAUGCGCCCCUUUGGCUGUUUUGCAAGGCCACAGUGCAUCCAUAACAUCACUACAGUUUUCACCACUAUGCAGCGGCUCAAAGCGAUACCUGUCUUCAACUGGGGCAGAUGGCACUAUUUGCUUUUGGUUAUGGGAUGCUGGUACACUUAAAAUAAAUCCAAGACCAACAAAGUUUACAGAGCGUCCAAGACCUGGAGUCCAAAUGAUCUGCUCUUCUUUUAGUGCUGGUGGAAUGUUUCUGGCCACUGGAAGUACAGAUCACAUCAUUAGGGUUUAUUACUUUGGAUCAGGUCAGCCAGAGAAGAUAUCAGAGUUGGAGUUUCAUACUGACAAAGUGGACAGCAUUCAGUUUUCUAACACUAGUAAUCGAUUUGUCAGUGGAAGUCGUGAUGGCACAGCACGCAUCUGGAUGUUCAAGAAAAGAGAGUGGAAGAGUAUUUUGUUAGAUAUGGCUACUCGGCCUGCAGGACAAACUUUACAAGGCGUAGAAGACAAAAUCACAAAGCUGAAAGUUACAAUGGUGGCUUGGGACCGUCAUGACAACUCUGUUAUUACUGCAGUUAAUAACAUGACUUUGAAAGUCUGGAAUUCUUUUACUGGGCAACUUAUUCAUGUCCUUAUGGGUCACGAGGAUGAGGUAUUUGUACUUGAGAGUCACCCUUUUGAUCCUAGAGUUCUCUUCUCUGCUGGCCAUGAUGGAAAUGUCAUAGUAUGGGAUUUGACAAAGGGAGUAAAGAUCCGAUCUUACUUCAACAUGAUUGAAGGACAAGGACAUGGGGCAGUCUUUGACUGCAAGUGUUCUCCUGAUGGCCAGCAUUUUGCCUGUACAGACUCUCACGGUCAUCUUCUGAUCUUUGGAUUUGGCUCCAGUAGCAAAUAUGACAAGAUAGCAGAUCAGAUGUUCUUUCACAGUGAUUAUCGGCCUCUCAUCCGUGAUGCCAACAACUUUGUGUUGGAUGAACAGACACAACAAGCACCUCACCUCAUGCCUCCACCAUUUUUAGUUGAUGUUGAUGGUAACCCUCAUCCAUCAAGAUACCAGAGAUUAGUUCCAGGACGUGAAAAUUGUAGAGAGGAGCAACUUAUUCCCCAGAUGGGGGUAACUUCUUCAGGACUGAACCAGGUUUUGAGUCAGCAAGUUAGCCCCUUGGACAGCAUGAUACAGAGACUUCAACAAGAGCAAGAUCAAAGGCAAUCAGGAGAGGCUGGAACUAGCAACACUAACAGAGUUGGCAGGGGCUCUGUAAACUCUACCUCUGAGGUACAUUCACCACCAAAUGUGGGGUUAAGACGCAGUGGACAAAUUGAAGGAGUGCGGCAGAUGCAUAGCAAUGCACCAAGAAGUGAGAUAGCUACUGAGAGAGACCUAGUGGCAUGGAGUCGAAGGGUUGUGGUGCCAGAGCUGUCAACAGGAGUAGCUAGUAGGCAGGAGGAAUGGAGAACAGCAAAGGGAGAAGAAGAAAUCAAGUUAUACAUGUCAGAAGAGAAAAGAAAACACAUUAUUGCUCAUGUUCCUAGAGAGAAUAAAAUACCAUCUUUACCUAAGAAUCAUUCUCAUGAUCAUCUAUUAGAUGUUGGUGAUUCAAAAAAGCAACAGGCCAACCAGCAUAACUACCGUACUAGAUUUGCAUUGGAAGAAACUGCCAGGCCAAAUGAAGAUGCGGAAAAAGGAAGCAGUUCCUCAGAAGAGGGAGAAGUAGUUGUUGCAAAUGGCAGAACAUCUGAAGAUGAGAGGAAAGCAUGGCACAGUGAUGGCAGUUCUAGUGACUAUUCUAGUGAUUAUUCGGACUGGACAGCAGAUGCUGGAAUUAAUCUGCAACCACCAAAGAAAGUUCCUAAAAUUAAGACUAAGAAAGCAGAAAGCAGCUCAGAAGAUGAGGAAGGUCCUGAAAAACAGAGGCAAAAGCAAAUCAGAAAGGAAAGAAAAAAAGAUACUGAAUACAAAGACGGUCCAACAUCACCAAAGAAAAGGAAACCCAAAGAGAGAAAGCAAAAGAGGUUGGCUGUGGGAGUGUUGGCAGAAAAUGGCUUGACAUUGGAAGAUUGGCUGCCUUCUGUGUGGAUCACAGACCUUGUUCCUCGCCGAUGUCCAUUUGUACCACAAAUGGGAGAUGAGGUAUACUAUUUCCGACAAGGCCAUGAAGCGUAUGUUUUAAUGGCAAAGAAGAAUAAAAUAUAUAGCAUUAAUCCCAAGAAACAGCCAUGGCAUAAGAUAGAACUACGGGAACAAGAACUCAUGAAAAUAGUUGGAAUAAAAUAUGAAGUUGGGCUACCUACACUUUGCUGCCUUAAACUUGCUUUUCUUGACCCAGAUACUGGUAAAUUGACUGGAGGAUCUUUUACAAUGAAGUAUCAUGACAUGCCAGAUGUUAUAGAUUUCCUAGUCUUAAGGCAGCAGUUUGAUGAUGCAAAACACAGACGCUGGAACAUAGGUGAUCGAUUUAGAUCAGUAAUUGAUGAUGCUUGGUGGUUCGGAACAAUAGAAAGCCAAGAACCUCUUCAGCCUGAUUAUCCUGACAGCUUGUUUCAGUGCUACAAUGUCUGUUGGGACAAUGGAGAUGCUGAGAAAAUGAGUCCUUGGGAUAUGGAGCCUAUACCAAACAAUGGUAUGUGUCUACUUUCCCCUAGAUGUACAGAAAGGAGACAGAACUUACUAUCUGUGUUUCCAGAAGAGCUUGGAACUAGUGUUCCUUUAACUAAUAUUGAAAGCAGAUCAUUAAUCUACAAGCCUUUGGAAGGAGAGUGGGGUUCCAGGACUCGUGAUGAUGAAUGUGAAAGAAUAAUUUCAGGGAUAAACCAGCUGAUGACUUUAGAUAUUGCUUCUGCUUUUGUGGCUCCUGUGGAUUUCCAAGCUUAUCCAAUGUAUUGCACUGUCAUUGCAUAUCCUACUGAUCUUAGUACAAUUAAACAGAGGCUGGAAAAUAGGUUUUACAGGCGACUUUCUUCACUUAUGUGGGAAGUUCGGUAUAUUGAAUACAAUACACAGACGUUCAAUGAACCAGGAAGUCCCAUAGUUAAAUCUGCCAAAUUUGUCACAGAUCUGCUGCUGCACUUCAUAAAAGAUCAGGCUUGCUAUGACAUAAUCCCACUGUAUAAUGCCAUGAAGAAAAAAAUCCUGUCUGAUUCGGAGGAGGAAGAAGAGAAAGACAUUAACAUGCCAGGCACUUCUACUAGAAAGAGGAAGGAUCAUCAGCCCAAGCGGAGGUUACGUAAUAGAGCUCAAUCAUACGAUAUUCAGGCAUGGAAGAGGCAGUGCCAGGAAUUGCUGAAUCUAAUUUUUCAGUGUGAGGAUUCUGAACCUUUUCGCCAACCAGUGGAUCUUCUUGAAUAUCCAGAUUACAGAGACAUCAUUGAUACACCAAUGGAUUUUGCCACGGUUCGGGAAACACUAGAAGCAGGGAACUAUGAAUCGCCAAUGGAAUUGUGUAAAGAUGUGAGGCUAAUCUUCAGCAACUCCAAAGUGUAUACACCAUGCAAAAGAUCAAGAAUUUACAGCAUGAGCCUGCGCCUGUCUGCCUUCUUUGAAGAACACAUUAGUUCCAUCUUAUCAGAUUACAAAUCAGCCUUGCGUUUUCAUAAAAGAAGCACAAUUAAAAAGAUAAGGAAGAAAAGAAGCAGAAGCAGUUCUCUUUCUAGUAGCGUUGCAUCAAGUCCGGACAGGAAACGAAAAAUAAUAAAACCACAGCUGAAAGCUGAACCCCCUGCUAAACCUUUGCCCUCUGCACCGUCACGUUCAACAUCCCUGAGAAACACUGCUGCUCAGAUGAAUGGAAAAGCAGAUGUGACUUUGGUCCGAACAAGGAGUACCAGGGCAGUAGCAGAAAUGGCUGUUAAUGAACAACCAUCUACUUCUUCAGGAGGAAAGCCUACAACUGUGAAACCUAGUGCUACUGUUACAUCAGGUAAAUCAGUACUAGAGGAUUCCACCAAACAUUCCAAGAACCAGAAUAUUUUAUCAGUCCAUAAUCAAACCAAUUAUACUCAUAACACUAGGAAUAAUACUGCAAGAGAAAAUGUGGAGAAGGAUAAACAAAUUAAACGUAAACCAAAAUCUUCCACUCUCAGCCCACAAGCAGAUUGCAAGAAUAAUGUCAUGGCUUUGGCAUCAGGAAGCAUCCAGGUAAAUGGACAUGGGGGACAGUCUUCAAAGCCUAUGUUUAAGAGGGGUCCUGGACGGAAACCCAAGAUUGAAACAAACAACAAUAGUUGUGAAGUGGUGCACAAGAAAAGAGGGAGGAAACCAAAAAACCUAUUACUUGCUCAGCAAAAGAAUUUAGGGCAGAACACAAUCCAAACUGCUAAAGACUUAACACCACCACCACCACCACCACCAGAGGAAGCAUCUGUUUCCACUGCAUGCAAUUCUCUCUCUGAAAAUAAUGUGAAGGAAGACUUGCUGCAAAGAAAAGGGCGUGGAGGCAGAAAGCCUAAAAGAAAGCCAGAGGCCCAAGAGCCAGGAUUAGAACUUGCGUUUUCUGCAGAUCCUAAGAUUCAGACGAGAAGCAAGAGAAAAAAGACAGAAGAGCCUAUUGUAGAAGAGCAUGAAGAACUUAAAGAUUCUGAACCCCACAUGAGAACUAGAAAUCAGGGUAGGAGGACAGCUUUUUACAAUGAAGAUGACUCGGAGGAGGAGCAAAGACAACUAUUGUUUGAAGACACCUCUUUGACUUUUGGGACAUCUAGCAGAGGCAGAGUCCGCAAGUUGACUGAAAAAGCAAAGGCUAAUCUCAUUGGUUGGUAACCAGCAUUUAAAAAUGCUAAUGAACAGGUACAGCUGAGGAAGUGGUAGAACUAAGGAUAUCUGCUUUCUGCUGCUAUUUACAAAUGAGAAUACGUUCUGAUUUGGAAAAAAUAUAGCAAAAACAAACUGAACAUUUCUUUGAAAGAAGUAUGUAUUUUAAACUUUUGCUAUUUAUUGCUCUCCAAGUAGGUUAUACAUUUCAAUUCACUUUGUUCAGUUGGUAUUGAAGAUUGUAUAAAUGGAAAUUCUUGAUUUGCAGAAAUGUUACUGUAAUUUUGGACAGUCAGUAACCUCUAUUUGAUUAAAAUUGAUAGAAUUUUUAAUGUAACAGACUGAGAACAGAACUCCUAUUUUUGAAUGAGCAAGGUACAGUACAUUUGUAUAGAGUGUAGUAUCUGUGUUUUGCAGGAUAUUAGCAGAGAGUGGCAGUAAAUGCCAUUGAGAACAAAUGCAAAAUUCCAAACAUUGCUAAUAAGAUGUUUAAUUUCAGUAGUAAUUGGGCACACAGCUUUGUACAAACAAACCUAGAGCAGCUUGUUGGUUUAUCUACCGUGUUUCUCAUAUUUUAAGACAUGUCUUAUUUUUUUUUUUCCGAAGAAAAUAAGCCUAUGGCUUAUUUUCGGGGGUGUCUAAUUUUUUGCCGAGCCACGACUGAGCGGGAACCAGCAAAGGCAGCA
Messenger RNA from Zootoca vivipara (common lizard), 6587 nucleotides. RefSeq names its product PHIP subunit of CUL4-Ring ligase complex (gene PHIP). The record is from RefSeq and is a predicted model, not a curated record. NCBI's taxonomy places the organism in Eukaryota, Metazoa, Chordata, Lepidosauria, Squamata, Lacertidae. Gene Ontology annotation, molecular function: protein binding. Gene Ontology annotation, cellular component: nucleus. Gene Ontology annotation, biological process: regulation of transcription by RNA polymerase II; cytoskeleton organization; regulation of cell shape.